This is a messenger RNA of Danaus chrysippus (African queen), 2136 nucleotides long. NCBI's taxonomy places the organism in Eukaryota, Metazoa, Arthropoda, Insecta, Lepidoptera, Nymphalidae. The record is from the annotation of a GenBank genome assembly.
AUGGCGCGUCGUUUGGCGCUGCUUGCGUUCCUAGCGUGCGCGGUCACAAGCCGCCCGCCUUCAAACUUCCAUCAAUUAACGAGUCCAAACUCCGACACCUUAGACACUCUCGCGCUGUGGGCGGACCUCGAUGAUCUCGACUCAGAUGAGACCCCUCCGCGAUUUGAUAGAGCUAAAAACAAUGCCAAAGUGAUCAUAAGGAAUAAUAUUCCAGAAUUAAACGUAACCAGGAAAACUUCUAAGAGUGACGGUAAAAAUAAAGUUAUAAAAACAACGAUUAAUAUUGAAAGUCAUACGAACUUUAUAGUGACUAAACGACCAAUAGUUGUGACUAACACAGAAAACAGUCAAGCCGAAAUCAUCAACAACACGACGGCCGUCUACGACGAGACGCUCUCAGACUUCGACCCGAAAAAACAAAAAGCAACCACACGUCGUUCAACAACGAGAACAACUCGGUCAUCUGUUACAACUCGUGCAACCAAAGCAACGAAAUCACCAAAGACUAAAGUGACUUGUGCAACCAAAAAGCCUGGAUGGGUACCGUCAUUCCAUCAAGAUAACAAAGUCAAAGAGAAACCAGUUAGUUCAGGUUGGUUUGUAGGUAUCUUCUCCAGUAUAUACAAUUGGUUCGUAGAAUCAAAAACCUCUUGGUUCACCAGCAACUGGUUUGUAGACGACCCAAAGAUUACCACAACAACAACAACACCCUCUCCCCCUUCAACUUCCACUGGAAAUUGGUUUGAAACGUUCUUAGAUUCUGAAGAUGUGGAAACAACUCCAGCAACAGAAACCAUAAAAAAACCAACUUCAAAGUCACUUAAGAAAAAUUACAAAGGUUAUCAGCUGCUACGUGCUUAUCCAGAUGUUUUAUGGAAAGUUCAUUCUUUGUUAGAGCUUAAAGAGGAAGCUGAAGGUUCUGGCUUGAUGUGGUGGACAUCUCCCUCAUUAAAUGGAUCCACAGAUCUUCUUGUUCCACCAGAUCUGCUAGCUGAUAUUAAAGAUCAUUUGAAAUCUUCCAAAAUAGAGUUCGAUGUUGUCAUUUGGGAUUUGCAGAAAGCUAUUUCAUAUGAGAACCCAAAACUGUCAAAAAAGCAGCGAAUAGAACUGGAACAAUUGAGAGGUCAUCCGAUGACAUGGAGGCGAUAUCAUCGUUAUUCUGAUAUAUUGCGUUACUUGGAAUAUUUACAACAUUCAUAUUCUGAUAUUGUAGAACUGAUACCCUUAGGGCGGUCUUCAGAGGGUCUUCCUCUAGUAGCUGUUAAGGUCUCACUUCCUCGCAAUGAAACUAUAAAAAACAAUAAAGUGAAAAGAAAAUAUAAAUUAAAAUCUCAACUGAAGCCUGCCGUGUGGUUGGAGGGCGGUGCCCACGCCCGUGAGUGGAUAGCCCCGGCCGUCGCUCUAUGGAUGUUACACAAUCUAGUGGAAGGAGAAAAAGGCUUCGGAACUGACCGGCGAAUGCUUAAAAUGGCAGAUUUUUACAUCAUGCCAGUAUUGAAUCCUGAUGGAUACGAGCACUCGCACACGCACGACAGGCUUUGGAGGAAAACGCGCUCACGAAGCUCAGAGCACUCAGACGAUUACUAUGUUGGCUGGUUUCCGUGGAAUUGGGGACGGACGGAGUGCAUCGGUGUUGAUGCUGAUCGCAAUUGGGAUUACCACUGGGGUGAAAAAGAUUCUUCGCAAGAUCCCUGCGCCGAAAACUACUCCGGUCCCCAUCCUUUCAGUGAGCCAGAAACACGGGCUGUUUCCAACUUCUUAGCCGAAAAUAGAGGGCAGAUACAGGUAUACAUAUCACUGCACGCGUACUCACAAGCUUGGCUUUUACCAAGCAGUCAUUCACAUGCAACUUUUGCUGACGAUGGAGUUUUAAUGGAAAUGGGGAAACUGGCGACCGCUGCUCUGGCAGACAUGUACGGAACCAAGUACCAGGUGGGGACAGCUGCGGAAAUACGUCAACCAGCAACUGGGAUGUCCCACGAUUGGGCAAAAGUUCGAGCUGGUAUCAAGUAUGCCUACCACGUCGAUCUCCGGGAUUCCUAUGGUCCCUACGGUUUUCUGUUACCAGGGUCGCAGAUAGUGCCAACAGCGCGCGAAACUUGGCAGGCUCUCAAAGCUAUUGUUGAAAAUUUAUAA